CAAAACACUACUCUGCUGCAACAGGCUGAGGAAAAAGCUGCUAAAACUGCGCCACUGAAGCAACCGCUUCUUACUCAGCGGCACGAGCUGCGCCGGAACGCAUCUGUAGGGAUGGAUGAACAGCUUAUUCUUGGUAUAGACAUUCCAGAAUCUGGUAAUAAGGUCCAAACUGUAAAUAUCGCCCAUCUUGCUGAUUGCACAUCCUCCGCUGCUACGACCACCACUUCCACCGUCACCAGUGCAAUAGUCACUCCAACUACCGCCAGCAAUGCCGAAAUCUCCACGGUCGAUGCAGUCACUAACACUGUUUUCGAUAACUUACGAACUAAGGCCACAACUAUUUCUCCUCCCUCCACCCCGGCCACCUCAGUUCUGGGUACCAACACCGUGCACCGUACUGAGGUCAUUAUGGCCGGUUGUUACUCUGCAGCGCAUAGGGCGCGUCUAGCUUCUGCCUUCCCGUGGGGCGAUGAGUCACCCUCAUUACCACAUGACCCGACCCAGCUGGCAGUUGUGCCACGUAAUUUUGCUCCUGUCCUGUUUGAAGGCAGAUCACUUCCAGAAGGAUUGGCAUACUCUUCUGGCGACACAGGUGAGUAA
This is a messenger RNA of Protopolystoma xenopodis, 600 nucleotides long. Lineage: Eukaryota; Metazoa; Platyhelminthes; Monogenea; Polystomatidea; Polystomatidae. The record is from the annotation of a GenBank genome assembly.